UUCCCCAUCCAAUGCUUCCUUAAGUUUGAAGAGGGUUGUAGUUUUUAGCGCCCAGGCCCUCGCCUAUUCGUGUUGUUUGGCAGCUGUCGCUAAUCGAAUUGAGUUUUGCUCGAGUGACGCACAGCAAUUUGUUACGUUUCAUGCGAGAAAAUCUGAGUUAUUGACAAUAUGAAGGCUCUCGUUUGCCUUGUGUUCUUCAUUCUGACUUUCGACGGUUCUCGAGCCUUUGACCACGACUUCAAAUACGGCAAAUUCCCUGAUGGGUUUUUGUGGGGCGCUGCCACUGCUGCAUAUCAAAUAGAGGGCGCCUGGAAUGAAGAUGGAAAAGGACCCAGCAUAUAUGACAUCAUCACCCACACUGUGCCUGCCUUGUUCCACAACAAGACCGGAGACGUGGCUUGCGACAGCUACCACAAGUACAAGGAAGAUGUCGAGAUAUUGAAAGACUACGGAGCCAAAGCGUAUCGCUUUUCUAUUGCAUGGAGUCGUGUGCUUCCCAACGGAACAACUGAUUAUGUAAACAACGCCGGAGUUGAGUAUUAUAAAAGACUCAUUGCAGAACUAAGCCGAAACAAAAUCGAGCCGCUUGUGACUUUGUACCACUGGGAUCUGCCGGAAGUCUUUCGAGCGAUCGGCGGCUGGACCAAUCGAAGCAUGAUUGACUACUUUCACGACUACGCACGAUUUUGCUUCGAGACAUUCGGCGACCAAGUCAAGUACUGGAUCACGCUAAAUGAGCCCGCGAUCGUCAUGUUACGUCAUCCUCUGUACAUGUAUGGCAACAUUAAGAAUAAAACCAAGUUAUCGAUUCUUCGGUAUGGCACAGCUCAUAAUCAAAUUCUUGGCCACGCUACAGUUUAUCGAACCUAUAAGAAGAAUUAUCAAGCACAACAGGGCGGAAAAGUGACACUUUCCUUGAGUUCUGGUUGGGCAGUUCCCAAGACUGACUCUGUCCGAGACAAGAACGCCGCUGACCGUUACAUGCAAUUUCAUCUCGGCAUCUUCGCUCAUCCCAUAUUUGUAAACGGAGAUUACCCGGAUGUCGUUAAAGACAUCGUGGGAAAUCGCAGCGCGGCUGCUGGGAUUCCUAGUCGUCUGCCCAGCUUCACAGAGGAGGAGAAAAACAUCGUAAAAGGAAGCUACGAUUUGUUUGGACUAAACCACUAUUCCACUGAUAAAGUGGCAGACAAACCCAGUGGCGACGAGCUGUCAAUUAACGGCGACGAAUCGUUCACGAAGAGCGGUGAUCCCGCGUGGCCUGACUGGUACAAUGGUCAUGUAGCUCCCUUUGGAUUCCGCAGGCUGCUGAAGUACAUCAAGGAUAACUACAAUAAUCCAACCAUUAUAGUUACUGAGAACGGAGUAGCACCUCCUGGUGAAGCCAGCAAAACCGGCCAAAAUCGGUUGAACGACACUUUCAGAGUGGAUUAUCACAGGAGAUACACCAAUGAGAUGUUAAAAGCGAUCAUUGAUGACGGAGUGAAUAUGAAAGGAUACAUGGCAUGGACACUGAUGGAUAACUUUGAAUGGCAAAAUGCCUACACCACCCCAUACGGCCUGCAUUUCAUCGACUUCGAAAACGACGCGAAUUUGACUCGAGUCCCUAAGAAAUCGGUUGGUUUCUUCAAAAAACUUAUUGCGGAUAAUGGCUUUCCUGAUCCGAAUCCAAAGUCCACCGGAUCAUUUGUGAUAGCGAACAUCGUUUUAACUUUUGUAUUGAUCGUUUUUAAACUGAUCACUGAGGAUUCUCUAUAAAUCCUUACUUUCUUAAAAGCUAUUUACAGGUCAGCUCUUUUAACAAUAUCCACGUACUGCUUAGAAAACAAUAGUUCAUAGUGAUGGUGAGGUGUCAAAACUAGCGGCUGUUAUUUUGAUAGAAGAGUAAGUUCUCAUAACCUUUAACCUCUGCGAGUGACGAACAUCUAAUUUCUGAUUAGGGUAAUAAUGUUGAAUCGUUCAUUAAGAUCGUGAGAUUAAAGGAUACGAUCGCCAACCUGAGAAGCUUUGAUUGUUAAAAAAAAACCCUUGUCAGUACUUAAGGAAUUGUACAAAGAAGGGCUUGAAGAAAAUGGGUACUGAUGUUAGGGUGCAAAGUGUCAAGUGAAAAAUGAUAAUCGCUCAAGGGGAGAAUAUUGCUGCUCAGAUCUCGUGAUUUUUAAAUCAAAGGAGUUAUUGCUUGAUUUUUCAAGCCGUUUGUUAUGAGUAAUUGUUGUUGUAAAUUUACCCAGACUGCUUAGUCAUGCUGACAUGCGUACCCUAAAACUUUUUAGAACAUUUCAAGUCGUGCAGUUAUUACGUAGUACUAAUUAAAUAGUUCUUUUGUAAGCUUCUGGGAUGUUCUAGAACACUUUGUGAAUGUAUAUAAGGACUCAUUUAUGU
Molecule: messenger RNA, 2379 nt
Organism: Pocillopora damicornis (cauliflower coral)
Lineage: Eukaryota; Metazoa; Cnidaria; Anthozoa; Scleractinia; Pocilloporidae
Product: cytosolic beta-glucosidase
Biological process (GO): carbohydrate metabolic process
Molecular function (GO): beta-glucosidase activity
Source: RefSeq, a predicted model, not a curated record